CUAGCCUCCACCUCAGAAUUAACAAGGAUGAGGUGCAUGUGAUGUAUCCCUUUCCCUUUUGCAAUCCACAUCUUGAAAGCAAUUUCCAGGAUCAAAUGGGCCUACUCCUAUUACUUUCCUGACAGGGAAAAUCCCCAUUAGAAAAAGGAAAAGAAAAAGGAAGCAGCAAAGGAGAAAGCAAAAGUCUUCAAAGAAAAGCACACAACAUAUAAAGAAACAAGUAGAAGGACAUGGAGGAGAUGAUGAUGAUGAUGAUCAGUAGCCCAGCAAAUCCCAGAAAUGAAACCAUUUCUUCCGAACCCAUCACCACCUCCAGUUGCCCCAGCUGGAAACUGUACGAAAAUCCAUUUUAUUAUCCUCAGCUUCAUCCACAAGAACAACAACAACAGCAGCAUCAGCAAUGUCAAAGUGACAAGCACUUUCAUCACCUACACCUUCAUCGCUCUACUCGAAAGAUUGCUGCCUCUUUCUGGGAUUUAACCUUCUUCAGGCCCAUCAUGGAGUCCGAGCUUGAAUAUGCUCAAACCCAGAUCAUCGAAUUGAAGACCAAGCUUGAAUAUGAACGCAAGACACGUAAGAAGGCAGAGUCAAUGAAUAAGAGGCUAGCCAAAGAGCUUUCUGAGGAGAGAAGAGGAAGAGAAGCAAUGGAGAGGGUGUGUGAAGAGCUUGCCAAAGAAAUUUCAUCUGAUAAAGCAGAGAUCAGUAGGAUGAAGAGAGAGAUGGAAGAAGAAAGAAAGAUGCUCAGGAUGGCUGAGGUGUUGAGGGAAGAGAGAGUUCAGAUGAAGCUCACUGAGGCAAAGAUUCUGUUCGAAGAGAAGCUGUUGGAAUUGGAGGAGUCUAAGGAAAAGAAUCAAGAAGAUAAUCCUCCAGGAACCACCAAUGCUUCUUAUGCUUUUUCUAGCUUUUCAGGGAAGUUCAAACAGUCAGCUUGCAAUGAUAAUAGUGGGAUUGAUUCAAGGGAAUCCACAAGUGAGAAGUCAUCAGCUUGUAAUGAUGCAGAUGCAGAUGCAGAUGCUAUUGUUUUGGGCUUGAAAUCUUGUAAUAUCGAUAAGGUUGGUGUUUCAUUCAUGACAAAUCAGAGAAAAGCCUCACCAGAACCUGAGAAUCCUCACAUAAAGCGAGGGAUCAAAGGGUUUGUUGAAUUUCCAAGAGUUGUUCGAGCAAUUGGAUCCAAAAGUAAGCCUUGGGGCACAAAGCUGGAGUGCCAGCAGGCUCAACUAAGGAUUCUGCUCAAACAAAGGAGUCCUAUCCGAUCCAAUAAUCUUAUUAUGAGUUGAAGAUCAUAUGAAGUCCCUUGUUCUUCUCACCUCUUUGUGUCUUGAUAAAUUUUGUUUGGUUUUAAUCUGUAAUAUUUACUUUUUAUUUGUUUGAUAUUGUUUUUUCAACAGGGCCAGCACCCAGAACCCCAAAUUUACUGGUUUGAAAAAUCAUCAGAAUUGAAUGAAGUAAAUAUGUUUUGAGUU
Molecule: messenger RNA, 1463 nt
Organism: Corylus avellana
Lineage: Eukaryota; Viridiplantae; Streptophyta; Magnoliopsida; Fagales; Betulaceae
Gene: BLT
Product: branchless trichome
Source: RefSeq, a predicted model, not a curated record